This is a messenger RNA of Coprinopsis cinerea okayama7#130, 1263 nucleotides long. RefSeq lists its product as hypothetical. The record is from RefSeq and is a predicted model, not a curated record. The coding region runs from base 1 to 1263 and encodes 420 amino acids. Gene Ontology annotation, molecular function: protein binding. The transcript has 3 exons. NCBI's taxonomy places the organism in Eukaryota, Fungi, Basidiomycota, Agaricomycetes, Agaricales, Psathyrellaceae.
AUGGCCCUUCGUCUAUCUUCGCUAAACGAGACGUACGUCAACAAGCAUCUUCCAGUGGACGGCCAACAACCAUGUCGCUGCUUGUCCAGCCGCGGACCACCGUCGGUUGAAGAAACCGCUAAAGGCGAAUCUGAAGUUGAAAGGGGACCGCCAAAACUGCGUUCAGCGAUUCCUAUCGAGGUCCUGGAGCUCAUAUUCAGCUACCUUUCCAAAACCGAGCUCAUCCCAGUCCUCCAAUCCAACAAAUCCCUCCACAGCGCAGCCAUUCGGGUGCUGUAUCGCGAACUAUCAGCGGAAAGCCCAGCAUCCAGCAUAAAGCUCAUCCACAGGGUCCUUGACAAACCCCUAGUCCACCGCUACAUCCGCUCAGUCGACCUCAACGUGUCCAGCGUCGACACCCUAACCGGAAACUACUACCGCCUCCUCCGACGAUUCCUCCAACGCCUACCAGGACUGACAACCCUCAUCCUCGACCUCCCAAAAUCCAAUUCACCCGUAUGGAUAUUCGCAGGAUGCACCUUCCUCCUGCGUACCUUCUCAACGAGCAUGCAGUGCUCCGCCGACCUCGCCCGCUUCCUCGACUCGCAGCCCAACAUCCAAAACCUGACACUCCGCGGCUUCCAAACGGAUUCGUUCCAGACAGUCGCACAGUUCGGAAUCGACAUCGCGUCCAACCCGAGUGCUCUAUUCGCGCCUCGGCGCAAUUUUAGAGACUUUGUUUUGCAGCCUGGGUCGUUACCCCGGCUUGCGAAUUUCAAUGCGAUCCAUGCGGGCCCGCCGGUGGUAGCGACUGUGGCGAGGGGGAGGCCUGUGUCGGUUGCGUCGGUCCCACUGUUUUCGCCUGGGGCGUUGGAGAGCUUGGAUGCGUUGAGUGGGGGGAGUGUACCGCUGAGGCGGUUGACGGUGAUCAGCUUCGACCCUGCCGCUCCGAGCUUCAUCUUUGAAGAGGUCGCGAAACGAUUCCCGUCCCUCGAGGCUCUGCACAUCGUCAUUCUCCUUGCGGAAUUCAAUUCAGACCUUUUGCUCGCCGCAUGCCCUCACCUCGAGCGACUCAAACACCUCAAGUACAUCACCUGCGUCGCAACCUCGUCCGACGAGGCUCCCCUUUCCGAAGAGCAAGAAAUCGCGGAAACGUGGCACAAACAUUGUCCCUCACUCCAAACGAUCAUUCUACCUAGAGGCAAAGUGUGGUUCCAAGCACCAGCUGCGUCCCCCAGGAAGGGCAAGGGGUGGGCAUGCUUCGACGAUGAAGAUGACAGCUGA